This is a messenger RNA of Syngnathoides biaculeatus (alligator pipefish), 2334 nucleotides long. Its product is annotated as double-stranded RNA-specific editase B2-like. Lineage: Eukaryota; Metazoa; Chordata; Actinopteri; Syngnathiformes; Syngnathidae. The transcript has 10 exons. Bases 131 to 1975 code for a protein of 614 amino acids. The record is from RefSeq and is a predicted model, not a curated record. Gene Ontology annotation, cellular component: nucleolus; cytoplasm. Gene Ontology annotation, molecular function: tRNA-specific adenosine deaminase activity; double-stranded RNA adenosine deaminase activity; double-stranded RNA binding. Gene Ontology annotation, biological process: adenosine to inosine editing; RNA processing.
GCCACGCCCAGCCCUGGCUGGAAUCCAGGAGCAUGACACCGUCCUUCUUUCCUUCCAUUGUUCAAGGAGCAUUGGAGUGAAGGACGUUGAGGACCGAGGACUCAGAGUGUCCGAGAGGAAGUACCCACAAAUGGGGCACCCGAUGUGGAAGAGAGCAGCCUGGUUGCUCUCUCGGAAGAAGAACUCAGUGGUCCGGCUGAAUGAGCUGCGACCGGGUCUUCGCUACGACACGGUGUCGCAGACCGGCCCGCCACAUGCCCCCGUGUUUGCGGUGGCCGUGGAUGUGAACGACCUCCACUUCGAGGGUAGGGGAAACACGAAAAAACAAGCCAAGAUGAGGGCGGCUGAGCUGGCUCUCAAGUCCUUCGUCCAGUUCCCCGAAGCAGGCUUGGAGGGUGUCGGGACCGUCGAGGAUGAUUUCACAAAUGAUCAUCUGGAUCAGUCAGAAAUGUUCUGCGCAGGGCACACAGAAGGUGAAAAGUGGACAUGCGUCUUAAAGAAGGAGCUCUUGUCCUGGAGCCGCAGUCCAUGCAGUCCAGGGGGAGCAAUCAGCACCUGGCUUUUAAGGAGACUUGGUCCGGUGGGGGUGCUUGGUGAACUGCGACCGGGUCUGCGCUACUUUUGCCUGACUGAGCGACUUCACGGCCGGCCCGAUAGGCGUUUCAUCGCAGCAGUCCGGGUAGAGGGACGGAUAUUCGAAGGCUGCGGCCCUAGUAAAAGAGCUGCCGAGGCCCGGGCGGCAGCCGCCGUUCUGAGCUCUCUCUACGACAUUGGUGUGGGCCCCGAGAGGAAGGUGAUGGCCCUCCAGGGGGACAAACAGCAACUACCUCAGUUUUUUGCAGAGUCCAUCGUCCAUCUUGUGAGACAAAAAUAUGAGCAGUUAAUGGACCAAACUCCACACAACAUGGCUGCUUUCAUCAUGACAAGAGGGUUUGAGGCGAACACAGCAGAGGUGGUUUCCAUGGCAACGGGGACCAAGUGUUUGGACUGGGACGGCGGUUGUCAUGACGACAGUGUGUUGCGUGACUGUCAUGCCGAGGUUGUGUGCAGGAGGGCGUUGUUGCGCUUCUUAUACACUCAGAUGGAGAUGCUCCGAUGUCCUCCAGACGAGACUGUUGCGAGCUCGGAGUCCAUCUUUGAACCGGCGACUGGUCGCCGGGGGGUCUUCAGACUGCGAGACCACAUUGGAUUCCACAUGUUUGUCACCUCGUCUCCGUGUGGAGAUGCUAGACUCAACUGCCCAUACGAAAACUACGCCUCACCCCCCAUGAUGAUGCACGAGUUGCGCUGUGGCCUCAGGACCAAGGUGGGGGGCGGACAGGGGUCUUUACCCAUCACAGCUCGACCAGCCAAUCAGAAGACAGCGGGAGUGUCGUCGAGUAAACCCCAAGUCAGCAUGUCCUGCACGGACAAAAUAGCAAAGUGGUGCGCCGUGGGCCUUCAGGGAGCGCUAUUGUCUCACCUGAUAGAGCCUGUGUACCUUUACAGCUUGACGGUGGCGACAUUGAGCCACACCGGCCACCUCCAACGCGUCCUGACUCGCCGUCUCGCACCCAAUAAACGCCACGCCGCACCCUACCGACGAAAGCUGCCACUACUCGCAUGUUUAAGCAUGAAGGAAUGUCACGCUGGUGGGAAUCCAUCUCGUGUCAGCAUAAACUGGAGCAGCGGUGAGAGCGACACAGAGGAGCUCAGCACCUCAUCGGGGUUGUGUAGCCCCUGCGGGACUCCGUCCAGACUCAGCGGCCGUCGUUUCUUCGCCCACUGGCAGCGUCUGCACAGGCGGUUCAACGAGUGGAUGCCAGAGGAUAUGCUGAGGACGCACAUCGCUUGGAAGCAGGCGGCCGGUCCAUACCAAAAGGCCGUGCGGCAGUUCGGCGAUACCCUACGGGAUGCGGGGCUCGGGGUGUGGCCCAGGAAACUUGCGCAAAGCUCUCAUAGCGACGACGGCGGUAUAAUAUGUACAUCAAUAUAAAAACAAGUAAAAGCCUCAUUUACUUACAACUGGAAACUUUUGGGUUCAAAUCUGGGUACCGGCCUUCGUGUGUGGAGUUUAUGUAUCAAUACAAUCUUGAUAGGGUUACAUUGGAUUACAUUCAUGAAAUAAACAAGCCAUAAUUUAUUCAGGAAUUUAUAAAGUUACAUCGUACACCAUAGCACCAAACUCACGACCUCCUGCAGAUCAAAUUACCCCAUCCCUAUAGGAAACAUUAAAUACUGUAUUUAGCCAUCAAUACCUCGUCAAAACUCAUACAUCUGACCAAUCUAGAUUAUGCACCAUUUCUGAGGAAAAAAAAAAAAAAAUUAACUGCUGUAAGACGCUGGAAUAACUUG